This is a messenger RNA of Dermacentor silvarum, 1044 nucleotides long. RefSeq names its product beta,beta-carotene 15,15'-dioxygenase. The record is from RefSeq and is a predicted model, not a curated record. Bases 1 to 1044 code for a protein of 347 amino acids. Gene Ontology annotation, molecular function: beta-carotene 15,15'-dioxygenase activity; carotenoid dioxygenase activity. NCBI's taxonomy places the organism in Eukaryota, Metazoa, Arthropoda, Arachnida, Ixodida, Ixodidae. Gene Ontology annotation, biological process: carotene catabolic process; retinal metabolic process. The transcript has 4 exons.
AUGGCAGCAAGCCAGGAAGCCACAUCGGCUCCAGGUAGGCUUUUACGGAACGGUCCGGGACUGUCUUCAAUUGGCCCCAUCAACUACAGCCACGUAUUCGACUGUCCCGCUCUGUUGAGGCCGUUCAUCAUAGAGAAUGGCCGAGUGCUUUACCAGAACCGCUUGCGGCCAAAAGGUUCUGCCUCUCGAAUCGUCGUCUCCGAGUUUGGAACCGUGGCGCAUCCUGACCCUUGUGCCACCGUAUUCGAUCUAUUGGCAUCGUACUUCUCCACGGACUUGACGGACAACGCUCUGGUAAACGUGAUGCCCGUGGGCGACGAGGUGCACGCCAUGACGGAGACACCUCAUAUGGCUCGAGUGGACCCUGCGUCGUUGGAGACUCUGGAGAAGAACACCUUGAGAGAUUUGGUGGCGGUGCACAUGGCCACCGCCCACCCACAUUUGGACCCUGACGACGGUGCUACGUACAAUAUCGGUACACACGUAGGUGCGCGAAAUUCCUUCGUGCUUGUGCACUUUCCUUCCGGUGGAUCUGAAAACUCGGUGGACCACGUCAGAGCCGUGGGUACGAUACCGUUACAAUCUCAGAUAUCUGUGCCGUACAUCCACAGUUUCGGAAUGACCGAAAAUUGGGUGGUCGUGCUGGAGCAGUCUCUGUCGAUGCACCUGCCUUCCAUGUUCACGUCGAGGUACCUGGUCUACAAGGCCUACAUGAACGCCCUGAAGUUUGACGCCAAGAAGAACGUCCACUUUCACGUAAUGAACGAGAAGACGUGGAAGCUUCACACCACCGUGUUUGAGUCCGCCGCAUUUUUCACUUUCCACCACAUCAACGACUUCGACCAGGGCGACGAACUCGUGGUCGACCUAAUAUGUUUCGACGACGACACCAUCAUCUGGAGCCUCGACUACACGGUAGAGAAGCCCGUCGUGUUCAAGAUGGGACACAUGUGUCGUUUUUCGCUGCCGCUGAAUCGACGCCCGGGCGAGCGUGUGAUCAUCGAAUCUCGGGAACUAGCAAAGGGCAAGCUGCGCGGGUGCUGA